CAGUUGGUGAAGAGCAUUCCCUCCAAAAACAUUCUCCCUUGUGAUUCUGUGCUGUGAAUAUGGAUUGGAAACAGUUUGUCGCCCUUCUUUACCUUCUUCCAGCCGUGACUGUGGCGAGACCAGCAGUUGAGACUCUCACAGUUCGUGUCCCAGGAAUGGGACCAAUUAUUGGGUCAACAGCGGAAACAGCAUGGACAAAAUCCACCAUAUACCAAUUCAGGGGCAUUAAGUUUGCAGAACCACCGAUAGGAGAUCUCAGGUUUAAGCUACCAGUACCAAAAGCUCCAUGGACAGAUCUUCUGGACACUACUCAACCUGGAAGACCUUGUCCUGGUAUAACUAUUCUCGAUGACUCUUUAGAAGAUUUCGGACCAGAAGCAGAAGAUUGUAUCUCUCUCUCCAUAUACACGAAGAACCUUUCAGUAUCCAAUCCAGUAAUGGUUUACAUUCACGGUGGGGCUUUUUAUAUGGGAGCUGGAUAUCAACAUCCACCAAACUACCUUCUUGAGAAGGAUAUUGUGCUAGUAGUGCCGCAAUACCGUCUAGGUCCACUAGGUUUUCUCUCCAUGAAAAGUGAAAACCUGCCUGGGAAUGCAGCCAUCUUUGAUGUGAUCUUAGCACUCAAGUGGGUUCAGGCUCAUGUACGAUCUUUCGGAGGUGAUCCUGAACGGGUAACUCUAGUAGGGCAGUCUGCAGGAGCGGGAUUAAUAAAUGCUUUGGCCUAUAGUCCCGUUGUUGAGGAACAUCUUUACCAACAGGUUAUACUGCAAUCCGGAGGAGCUUUGGGUACUUGGGUUUGGGAUGAAAACCCCGAAAGAAACGCCAGGGAGAUUGCAUUUAAAGGUGGUUGCAAUUAUACUUUAUCUGAUGUUGAACUAGAAGACUGUCUCAAAGACAUGGAUCUCUGGACAUUAUGGGCUGCCUUUGCAAGUCACAUGGAUUCAGGUGCCCAAAAUGGUCAAAAUGCCAUCGGAGGUCAUAGGAUUACAAUAGGUGGACCUACAAACUUCCUCCCUACCAACCCAUUUGAAAUCAUGAGCAGUGGCGGAGGAAGACGCAAUCUUCGAAUGAUGACAGGAGUCACCAAGAAUGAAGGCACUUUUGCUCUUAUCGGUGUCUACGACACUAUCAAUUCAACAAUCGGAUUCGACAAUCACCAAUUUAAUCGUUUCCGUUUGAUUGAUGUAAUUAACAGAAUUAUCGGUAUUUCUGACUACACGGGAACAUUUAAUGGAUUCCUAUCAAAGAGUCUUUGGAAACCAGAUCAACAAGAUGGAGGAGUCUUUGAGGACAUGAUUGACGGUCUUGUAGAUCUUUGUGGUGUUGGCAUAAUCAAAGGUCCGGUACUUAGAGCUGCUCAGGGAAAUGCUUUUUUCAAUCCCAACGAAACCUGGCUUUACAGUUUUGACUACAUGGGUGAACAUACGAGAUUUGGAUACGGAGCCGACACAUCUGAGUACCCCUUUGAAGGCGGAGUUACCCAUUCAGAUGAUAACAUAUACCUAUUCCCCUGGCCUCCGGAAGUAGCAGAGCUCAAUGAAGAGGAUACAGAAUUUGCUAAGAAAAUGGUGGACCUAUGGACAUCGUUUGUGAGCAAUGGGGAACCACAUUCACCGGAGAUUUCUUCUUGGCCACCAAUGACUAACCUCACUGGACCAUAUCUUCAUAUCAACAAGGAUAGCUCAAUUGGAUUUGAUUUCAAUGAUGAGUAUUCAGUUACUGCCAGGGAAGGAAUACCAAGUCGAUUAAAUUUAAUCUAAUCUUAAUACAACCUGAGAAAGAGUUUUCCACCGUUUUACUCUGGAGGUUGGUUACCAACGCUAAGACGGCGGUGGCCGCUAUCACAAAAACAUUGAAUUCUUUGUACACCUAUAUCUCUGUCUAAAUUUUUGCUUUCAAGAGCUCUAGCUCAAAAGCAGUACUUGAAAUAAAUAAUAAAUAAAAAAAAAUAAUACGGAUUUCAAAUUGGAAUUUUAGCCCAGUUUCCAAUGGUCUCGAAAUUCUAAAUAACAAAAAAUUUACUGAUUCAUUUUUUUUCAAAAUCUAUUGAAUCAUUAGCCCUUAUAUGAGUAUAUAAUCCAAAGCCACAAUUUUCUAAAAAAUCUUUCUUAAUUAAAAAUGAUAGGAGUUAAGGCACUGUCUAUAGCUUAGGUCAGAAGACCGUAUACAAUCAGACUGAAGUCUCUGAAGUCUACAAAAAUACUUCCCUGUAUUGAACCUACGAUAUAAAAAAUAUAAUAAAUCUUUCUAAAACAAA
Molecule: messenger RNA, 2257 nt
Organism: Phlebotomus papatasi
Lineage: Eukaryota; Metazoa; Arthropoda; Insecta; Diptera; Psychodidae
Product: glutactin-like
Exons: 5
Coding region: 60-1760 (566 amino acids)
Source: RefSeq, a predicted model, not a curated record